Messenger RNA from Aegilops tauschii subsp. strangulata, 3308 nucleotides. The record is from RefSeq and is a predicted model, not a curated record. Lineage: Eukaryota; Viridiplantae; Streptophyta; Magnoliopsida; Poales; Poaceae.
CCAAGCCAAAGUGGAGUGGACUCCCCCCAAACUCCUCGCAGACCGGAGAGAGAAGUUUUACAGAGAGAGAGAAGGGGAGAGAUCGCGGCGGGCGGGCGGGCAGGCAGCCCGUGUGUGUGUGCGUGCGGUCGCGUAAUCGCUGUCGCAUUCGUUCCUCCAGACCUCCACCUCCUCUCCCCAGCGGCAGCGGCGCCUCCAGAGAAACCCGAGCACCAAAUCCUAACCACCGCCUAAUCCCCGCCCACCACCGCCCCCCACGCGUCGCGGCGCUUCCACCGCACGCCAGAUCGGCGGCGCGCACCGCGGCGGCGGAGGCGGAGGCGCGCGCGGGUCUGGAUCCAAUGCGGGCGCCGCUGCUUCUGUGGUAGUGGCUGCAGCUGCUGCGGGGGCGGCGCUGGUUGGCUGGCUGCUUGAUGCGGACGAUCUGAAGAGGAGGAGGGGGCGCGGCGGGGAUGGCGGCUGCGGCGGGGGCGGCGCCGAGCGGCGGCCCGGUAUUUAAGAGUGGCCCUCUCUUCAUAUCAUCCAAAGGAAUUGGAUGGAAAUCUUGGAAAAAGCGCUGGUUCAUCCUCACCCGAACAUCGCUGAUUUUCUUCAAGAAUGACCCUAAUUCCUUACCCCAAAGAGGUGGUGAAGUGAACGUUACUUUGGGAGGAAUUGACUUGAAUAAUUCUGGGAGUGUAGUGGUCAGGGAAGACAAAAAGUUAUUGACUGUCCUAUUUCCAGAUGGUCGUGAUGGUCGUGCUUUUACCUUGAAGGCAGAAACAUCUGAAGAUUUGCUUGAGUGGAAAACGGCAUUGGAAGAAGCUCUUGCACAGGCUCCAAAUGCAGCUCUCGUGAUUGGACAUAAUGGGAUAUUCCGUAAUGACACACCAGAUGCAUACGAAGGAGCAGCUCCAAAUUGGAGAGAGAAGAGGCCUACCAAAUCCUUGGUUGUUGGAAGGCCAAUUCUUCUUGCACUAGAAGAUAUUGAUGGCAGCCCUUCUUUUCUAGAAAAAGCUUUGUGUUUUCUUGAGAAACAUGGGAUAAAGGUGGAGGGAAUUUUGCGUCAGGCUGCAGAUGUGGAGGAGGUUGACAGAAGAAUGAAUGAAUAUGAGCAAGGAAGGACCGAGUUUGCACCGGAUGAGGAUGCUCAUGUUGUCGGUGACUGUGUAAAGCAUGUUCUGCGUGAGCUACCAUCUUCUCCAGUGCCUGCUUCCUGCUGCACAGCAUUAUUAGAAGCUUUCCGUCUAGAGAGUAAGGAAUCUCGGAUAAAUUCGAUGCGUGCAGCGAUGUCUGAGACAUUUCCCGAGCCUAAUAGGCGUCUGUUACAGAGAAUUUUGAGGAUGAUGCACACUGUUGCUUCUCAUACUACUGAGAAUCGAAUGACUCCAUCAGCAGUUGCUGCUUGUAUGGCUCCUCUCUUGCUGCGUCCACUUCUGGCGGGUGAAUGUGAGAUGGAAGAUGACAUAGACAUGAGUGAUGACAGUUCUGCUCAGCUCAUAGCUGCUGCAAAUGCUGCUAACAAUGCUCAAUGCAUUGUCACAACUCUAUUAGAGGAAUAUGAGAGCAUAUUUGAUGAUGAACACCCAAGGUGUUCCCUCUCACCCGAUUCUCGAAUUCAAGAUAGUGGAAGUGAAGAGUCUACAGAUGAUGAAACUGUGGAUGCCAAAGAUAAUGGAUUUCAUGAUGCAGAGAAUGAUGUAGAUCAAGAAUUAGAUGAGCGUAUACUGAGUGGAAACUUGAGUGAAAGCAGUGCACGUACUGGUGCUGACCUCUAUGACUACCAGGUAGACCCUGGUGAUUCAGACGCCGAACGUUUUGUCACAGAUAAGGCUUUGGAAGCAAAGUCGGAUUUAAAGGAUGCUCCACACAGCCAUUUAAAUCAAAAUGGGACGAUAAAUGUCCAGAGAUUACCGAAUGGAAAUGAUCCAACAAAUCUGGCUUCCAGUCAUGAGUCUCCGUUGUCAAUGGGAGAGAUUCUUUCGUCUUUGGAUGCAGGAGUUCCUUUACCUGGUCCUGGAGCUGAACGUUCUGCAGAUAGGCAGUCCAUCAAGUCCAAUGAAACUCAGCUACAUGUGAAGCGUUCUAAUAUUUGGGGACGGAGUAAUGCAAGAAAGAGCCAGCAGUCAGAGUUUGUUGAUUCAUCGGGUGAAGAAGAGCUUGCUAUCCAAAGACUUGAGAUUGCAAAGAAUGAUCUGCAAAUUAGGAUUGCGAAAGAGGUAAGGAAGGAACACAUAUUCUGUAAUUGUAGGCCUGUGAUGUGGGGAUCUUGCAAACUAACUGAAAAUUCUUCUCAGACUAGAGGUAAUGCAAUCUUACAGGCUAGUUUGGAAAGAAGAAAGCAAGCUCUGCAUGAGCGCCGUUUGGUGCUGGAACAAGAUGUAUCAAGGUUGCAAGAGCAGCUGCAGGCUGAAAGGGAUCUUAGAGCUGCAUUAGAAGUUGGAUUAAGCAUGUCUUCUGGACAAUUUUCUGGUUCACGUGCUAUGGACUCAAAGACGAAGGCAGAGCUUGAGGAGAUUGCUCUCGCAGAAGCUGAUGUUGCAAGGUUAAAGCAGAAGGUUGCAGAGCUGCAUGUCCAACUUAGUCAACAGCGCCAACACCAGUACGACUCUUUCGUAGACGAGAAUGAUCGUUAUCACCAUCGUCCAAGUCAUCUCCCACAGAGCUUUGUUCAACCAGGGUUUGAUACUAAACUUGCUUUCUGUAAUCAAGAGAAGAAGCAGAGGAACGAGGAGAGCUUGUCGGGCGCAUCACACUGGAGAAGUAUCAAACAGCACGUGCUGACCCAGGCUUCUUCGAAGCCCUUCUCCCGCAAGCACUCCCUGGAUGCCUCUUCGAGUGAUUCAAGGGAGGUGUCGUCAAGCAUGCCAGUGGAGAGCGGUUCAAUGUCCGCGAACAAUCCAAGAGCAGGGGAGGCUGUCGAGUAUGGGAGGCAACCGCCCGUGCCGUCGUCCACCUUGGUUGAGCUGACGACCAGACUAGAUUUCUUCAAAGAACGGAGGUCGCAGUUGAUGGAACAGCUCCACAGUCUUGAUUUAGGACAUGGAUCCGCGCCGCAUGGUUUUCAGUACAAGUCUUCGUCACCUUGGAACAGUCCGAGAUAGGAGGAGGUUUUGGUUUUUUCUAGUUCCACGUUUGUAUAUUCUUGGUAAAGGAUAUUCGCCCCUUCUUUCGUUAGUUGUAGCAAGCUGCUAGCGAGAAUGUAUAUUCCUUUUUCUUGUUUAUUUUUUGGCUGUGCAGCAACCUCAUCCGAGUGUGAUUUUGUAAUGCUUUUGUAAUGUAAUUUAUGUACGUAACGAUUUAAGGGAUUGACACUUGUUUUGAGAGCA